CACCGCCGGGAGAAGAGAGGAUACAGUGGUGAUGUCUCCUUGGUCGUGUUACCGAAGCAUGGAGCUUCUUUGCAUUAUCCUCCUCUCCCUCUCCAUUCCUUUCGCCAUUGGCGACCUCCAAGUCGGGUUUUACAACUCUUCCUGCCCGCAAGCAGAGUCCGAGGUGCUUUCCGUCGUCUCUAAGCACUUCGCCACCGAUCACUCCGUCACCGCCGCCUUCCUUCGCAUGUACUUUCAUGACUGCUUCGUUAGGGGUUGCGACGCAUCGAUCCUCAUAGCUCCAACCAAGAAGAAGAAGACGGAGAGGUCGGCGGGGCCAAACCUCACUGUUCGCGGGUUCGAGAUCAUCGACGAGGUGAAAGCAAACCUGGAGGCUCAAUGCCCGUCCACUGUCUCCUGCGCUGACAUUAUAGCGCUUGCAACCAGAGACGCCGUAGCACUAGCCGGCGGUCCCAACUACGACAUUCCCACUGGGAGACGAGAUGGCCUCGUCUCCAACCCCAAAGACGUCCGCUUGCCAGGGCCAUCCUUGACGGUCUCUGGGGCUUUUCAGUUCUUCUCGGCGAAGGGAUUCACCCUGGAAGAAAUGGUCAUCCUCCUGGGCAGCCACACCGUCGGCGUGGCCCACUGCGUCUUCUUCCGCGACCGGCUCGGAAAUUUCCAGGGCACCGGCGCGCCCGACCCUUCCAUGGACCCGAGCUUGAAAGCCAAGCUUACUCGAAUCUGCGGGCCAAGACCGAAGCCAUUGAAGAAGGAUCCUACUGCGUUCUUGGACCAGAACACGUCUUUCGUAGUCGACAACCAGUACUACAACCAGUUACUGGUGAACAAAGGGGUGAUGCAGAUCGACCAGGAGCUGGCUUCGGAUAGUUCGACGGCGAGCGUUGUCUCUGGCCUGGCGUCAGAUGAAGCGGGCUUUCUACAGAAGUUUGCAGAUGCUUUGGUGAAGCUGGGGAAUGUGGAGGUCCUUAUGGGGACUGGUGGGAACAUCAGGAAGAAAUGCACUGCUUUCACUUAGAAUCCAGUAUCCACUACUCUUUCCUUUGUAAUCUUGUCAGUGGAAGAUAAACACAUGAUCUUCUUCUUGUGCUCCUCUCUCUCUCUCUCUCUCUCGUGGCAUUCUUGACCAUCAAAGCCAUGGCCACUGGGGUUUAAUUGGUCAAAAACUUACGGCAGAGUCCAGACUGUUAUCUGAUGGAAGUUUACGGAGGGGAUAUAUUUUAUGGUU
This is a messenger RNA of Musa acuminata subsp. malaccensis (wild Malaysian banana), 1228 nucleotides long. Its product is annotated as peroxidase 44-like. Gene Ontology annotation, cellular component: plant-type cell wall; plasmodesma. Gene Ontology annotation, biological process: hydrogen peroxide catabolic process; response to oxidative stress. Lineage: Eukaryota; Viridiplantae; Streptophyta; Magnoliopsida; Zingiberales; Musaceae. The record is from RefSeq and is a predicted model, not a curated record. Gene Ontology annotation, molecular function: peroxidase activity; heme binding.